Molecule: messenger RNA, 1400 nt
Organism: Cuscuta campestris
Lineage: Eukaryota; Viridiplantae; Streptophyta; Magnoliopsida; Solanales; Convolvulaceae
Source: the annotation of a GenBank genome assembly
UACAUAGAAAGCUUCAAAAAAGAAAGAUAGAAAAGCGGAGCGAAGAAGACAGAGCUGAAAUGACCAAGUCGAACAAAAUCUGGCCGAAAUCAGUUUUCAACCAAAUGCUAAUGAAUGUGGAGUGGCAGAUCCGUGAAGGCAAGUUACACCCAUUUUUUGUUCCUCCUGAUCAAAUCAAACCAAAUCAAUGGGAACCGUGGCGAAACUGAGGAAGGAAUUCGUGCGUUCGAAUUAUUUAGCGUAUUACUAUCAAAAGCACAACUAUCAUGCGUCGGAACGCACAGCCGGUUUUGAGGAUUUGCUCCCCUCGUUUAUGAGGGCAUGCGAUCAAAUGGAGGAGGACAUGAGUCAGAUUAUUUUGAUUGUUGUUUACGGGUUCGAUAUAAUGAGGGUUGCGACUCAACUUGCAAGCCUCUUCACCUGGUUUCAUGAGAGGGGAUUUUCAUCUGGUGGUAUCACACCAGAAGGCAUAAUGAUCGACAGUAUCUUCAGCAUAAAAGUAUUCGACUUUGGUUUCCUUGCUCAUGUCAGGGAGGAGGAUAACACAGUUCCCACGUGUUAUCCUGUUCUCCCAGAUGUCCCCGAUACUCGAUACAGUGGUAUUCGGACUUUAAAAGCCGACGUUUACGUAUUUGGGUGUCUACUUCUGGAGUUGCUUGGCAACCGCCUCGAAGAGGAUUACUUGGCACCCCACACGUGGGCUGUGGAGCAGCGCAAAGCAGGGAAAAAAUCCAUAGUCAAAAAGUCACUUCUGCAAGAUAACGAUGAACUUGCUUUUAGCAUCACAAACAUCACACUGGAAUGUCUGAAUCCGAUCGAAGUUCUCUGGUCCCAGGCUGUGCGCACGGGUCUUCACACCGGCGACGAUCUCUUUGUGCGCGGCGGUUGACUGCUCACCGCUGCUCUAAGUCUGUUGCGCUCAGACAUACUCCUCCGAGACUUACCAAAGAGUUGGGAUUGGCCUGAUGUUGUUACCGGACAUUUUAUGGAUGGUAAGGUCUCCUUGCAAUGUGCUGGGAGUGUUUUCCCGAGGCAUACAGCCAAUUGGCUCGAUUCCAGUCAGGUAUUCGGACUUUAAAAGCCGACGUUUACGUAUUUGGUGGUCUACUUAUGGGGUUCAUUGGCAACCACGUCGAAGAGAAAGACAUGCCACUCUACGAGUGGGCUCUGGAGCAGCUCCAAUCAGGGAAAAGAUCGAUAGUCAAUAAAUCACUUCUGUAAGAUAAUGUGAGAACAAUCCAAACCGUUGCGUGAUAACAAUCCAAGCCGUUGCAGUUAUGUUUUAGAUUGUUUAUAUUUAUUGAUUGUAAAACUCAAAAAUCUGAAUUGUAUUAUAAAUUCGCAGUACGUUAUAUUUUGUUUUUUGGGGUGUUCAUCUCCCCGCCAUUGUAACCAUUCAU